Uranotaenia lowii is the source of this 1262-nucleotide messenger RNA. RefSeq names its product 26S proteasome non-ATPase regulatory subunit 7 (gene Rpn8). NCBI's taxonomy places the organism in Eukaryota, Metazoa, Arthropoda, Insecta, Diptera, Culicidae. The transcript has 2 exons. Gene Ontology annotation, biological process: proteasome-mediated ubiquitin-dependent protein catabolic process. Bases 112 to 1182 code for a protein of 356 amino acids. Gene Ontology annotation, cellular component: proteasome regulatory particle; proteasome complex. Gene Ontology annotation, molecular function: protein binding; metallopeptidase activity. The record is from RefSeq and is a predicted model, not a curated record.
AUUUGUUUUGUCAUUCUGGUGCGAACGCAAGCCGAUCGGGAGGUUUAGUUUUGUUUCGCAGAAAAUCGUUGUCUAUUUCGCUCGAAAAGUAGUUCUACUGGAGCCAAAACAAUGCCUGCGGAAGUGAUUAGUACCCCGGCGACAACCGGAAAUGGACCGGCUCCGGUACCGACCGCAGCAACUCCGAUCAGCAAAGUCAUCGUCCAUCCACUAGUGCUGCUCAGUGUGGUGGAUCAUUUCAACCGGAUGGGUAAAAUCGGAAACCAGAAACGAGUUGUGGGUGUGCUGCUGGGUUGUUGGAGGGCCAAGGGAGUUCUGGAUGUUUCCAAUAGUUUUGCAGUUCCCUUCGACGAGGACGAUAAAGACAAAUCGGUCUGGUUCCUGGACCACGACUAUCUGGAAAACAUGUAUGGUAUGUUCAAGAAGGUAAACGCCCGGGAAAGAAUCGUUGGUUGGUACCACACCGGGCCAAAACUUUGUCAGAACGAUAUCGCCAUCAACGAGCUGAUCCGCCGCUACUGUCCCAAUUCGGUUCUGGUCAUCAUCGACGCCAAACCGAAGGAUCUAGGACUUCCCACUGAAGCUUACAUUGCUGUGGAAGAAGUGCACGACGAUGGCAGCCCCACUUCGAAAACUUUCGAACAUGUUCCUAGCGAAAUUGGUGCCGAAGAAGCUGAGGAGGUCGGUGUGGAACACUUGCUGCGAGAUAUCAAGGACACUACUGUGGGCAGUUUGUCACAAAAGAUUACCAACCAGCUGUUGGGAUUGAAAGGACUGAAUUCUCAACUGCGAGAGAUCAAAAACUACCUAUUGAAGGUGGGCAAUGGUCAGCUGCCAGUCAACCAUCAAAUCGUUUACCAGUUACAGGAUAUUUUGAACCUGCUUCCGGAUAUUGCUCAGGAGAACUUCACCGACACCCUGUACGUGAAGACCAACGAUCAGAUGCUGGUUGUUUAUUUGGCUUCCCUGGUGCGAUCGAUCAUUGCCCUGCACAAUCUGAUCAAUAACAAACUCACUAAUCGCGAUGCCGAGGAGGGCAAGAAGACCGACGAUUCGAAGGAUAAGAAGGACGGAAAGGAUAAAACCGGAGACAAGGAGGGCGAUAAGGAUAAGAAAAAGGAUGAAAAGGACAAGAAGGAAGAUGGCAAGGGUGAGAAGGCGAAGGAUGAGAAAAAGAAGUAAAGCGAUAGGCUAUUGUGUUUACGUAUUGCAGAUUUAUGUAAUCUUACUUUAAUAAUAAAACUUAAUACCCAAGUUGGGAA